UGAAUAAUUAGGUCAAAUAAACAACUUACUACAAAACCAUACAACAAAAAAACUAUUUAACUUUAUUUACACUAUUUGGAACCCUGGGUUUUUGCUUCAGCCGACGAACACUACUCUCACUAUUAACAAACUCUUCUAAUUCCAACUUCACCGUUCGCCGUCACAACCACCGUCGGUAUUCCACUCAUUCUCUUCCGUUCCGGAUUACACCUGAUUUACUGUCAUGAAGAAGCUCCCUGUUUCUGAAACAAAACGCGGUAAGCAUGGGAGAAAGAAAUCUCCUGUAUGGGAACACUUCUAUGAGGAAGCAACUGGUAAACCAGGAUGUGCCAGGGCUAUAUGUAAAAGAUGCAAAAGCUCGUUUGCUUAUAUGAAAGAUUAUAGACAAUCUGGCACCAGCCAUCUCCAAAGACACCUUACUUUGGGAACAUGUCAGAGAAAUCUACAAGCCAAUCGCUCUAAUACUGGUGUUAAUCUACAUCUACAUAAGAAACAAGCUAGAGCGAAACCUUACAGUAAUUCUAUCUCAUUUGAUCAGAUGCAUUGCAACGAUAAGAUUGCCAAAAUGAUUAUUUUGCAUGAUUAUCCACUUCAUAUUGUAGAACACAAAGGUUUCAUUGAUUUUGCACGAGCACUUCAACCGCGGUUCAAUCCACUGAGCUUAAAUACUGUCCAAGAGGAUUGUGUUGCCAUUUACCUCAGAGAGAAGCAAAACCUUUUGAAUCUUGUUAAUGGGAUUCCUGGGCGAAUCAACCUCACCUUGGACUUGUGGACUUCAAAUCAGACGUCGGGUUAUGUUUGUCUUCGUGGACACUUCGUUGAUGGUGAUUGGAACUUACAUCAUCCCAUUCUUAAUGUUUUCGCAGUGCCGUUUCCUGAUUUGGAUGGUUCCUUUUUUAAUCAAACAAUAGUGACCUGCCUAAGUGGUUGGCAUUUAAGUGGCCGCUUGUUUUCCAUUUUAUUUGAUAAACUUUUUUCGAAUGAAACUUUGAUGGAAAGUAUGAGGGAUCUCCUCUCUCUUAAGAACCCUGUGAUCCUCAAUGGUCAUUUAUUAAGACAGAGUUGUUAUGGUCGCGUGCUUAGUUGCCUUGCAUUAGAUUCUCUUUGGGCAAUGCAAGAAACUAUUGCUAAAGUUCGAAAGUGCGUGCAAUAUGUGAAAUCUUCAAAUUCUGUUGAAGAGAGGUUUUUGAAGAUUAAGCAACAACUUCAAGUUCCUUGUAAGACAAAUCUUUUAAUUGAUGACAAAAAUAAAUGGGACACAGUCUACCAUAUGCUUGUUGCUGCCUGUGAAUUAAAGGAAGUUUUUUCCUGUUUUGAUGUAGUUGAUCAUCCUAACGACACAAUGUUACCUACAAUCGAUGAUUGGAAGCAGGUUGAAAAUUUCUGUGCAUGUUUGAAGCUUUUGUAUGAUGCUGCUAAAACUCUAACCAUCCAAUCAUACUCAACCGCAAACUUAUUUUUCCCCGAAGUGUCCAAACUUAAGGUGCAAUUGACUGAGGCGAGCCAAGAUCCUUACUGUUGUAGUUUGAUUUUGUCUCUGCAAGAGAAGUUUGAUGUGUAUUGGAGAGAAAGCUGCUUCAUCUUAGCAAUUGCUGCAGCCAUGGAUCCGCGGUAUAAAAUGAAACUCGUGGAAUCUACUUUUGCUAAAAUAUUUGGUGAGAAUGCUGAGCCAUGGAUACGAACUGUUGAGAAUAGUCUUCAGGAACUGUUCCUCGAAUAUAGUAUCAUACAAGUGAUGCCGUUUACAGAAACAAAUUUUGACAUUGGGAACGAGAAUAUGAUGAAAACAGAAUGUUUUGACAUUGGGAACGAGAAUAUGAUGAAAACAGAAUGUUUUGACAUUGGGAACGAGAAUAUGAUGAAAACAGAAUGUUUUGACAUUGGGAACGAGAAUAUGAUGAAAACAGAUGCAUUUCAAGAAGUAUCACUUGAUGCAUUUCAAGAUGUAUUACUUGAUGAUGCAUCUAUUUUUCCUGUUGAAGACGGACUUAUAGAAGAUGGACUUCCUGAUAUUGAAUUCUAUAUAUCUGACUUCACUACUAACCAGCUAUAUAAAUCAGAAUUGGCUGAGUAUCUUGAAGAGCCUCUAGAGCCCAAUGUGCAAGAAUUUAAUGUUCUAAGCUGGUGGAGAAUUAAUGGAUCCAAGUACCCGACUUUGUCCAGAAUGGCAUCUGAUACUUUAUCUAUUCCAGUAUCCACUCUAUCCGCAGAUUCUAUUUUUGACACAGAAAUUCGAAAAAUGGAUAGCUACAGGAGUUCACUAGACUCUCUGACUCUUGAGGCCCUUAUUUGUACUAAGGAUUGGUUCAAUUGUGAAUCAAAACCCUUUGAUGUUUCACAUACACUUGUGAAAAUGAAGUAUUAGAUGACACUGGUUUUCUAAUUCUUAGGCUAUAGUUUUUAGGUGUUGAAAUUUUGAAAUUUUGAAAUUUUGAUUCAGGUCAACUAAUUUUUGUGAUCAACUCAUUUUUUUCAGUGUUUAGAACAUAUUGGUGAUUCUAUUUUAAUACUUUUUUAUGA
Messenger RNA from Lathyrus oleraceus (garden pea), 2520 nucleotides. Its product is annotated as zinc finger BED domain-containing protein DAYSLEEPER. The record is from RefSeq and is a predicted model, not a curated record. Gene Ontology annotation, molecular function: DNA binding; protein dimerization activity. The transcript is spliced from 2 exons. The coding region runs from base 224 to 2365 and encodes 713 amino acids. Lineage: Eukaryota; Viridiplantae; Streptophyta; Magnoliopsida; Fabales; Fabaceae.